This is a messenger RNA of Oncorhynchus gorbuscha (pink salmon), 433 nucleotides long. Its product is annotated as 60S ribosome subunit biogenesis protein NIP7 homolog. The coding region runs from base 104 to 418 and encodes 104 amino acids. The record is from RefSeq and is a predicted model, not a curated record. NCBI's taxonomy places the organism in Eukaryota, Metazoa, Chordata, Actinopteri, Salmoniformes, Salmonidae. The transcript is spliced from 3 exons.
UCCUGCGCAUUCAUUUCCGCUCACUGUCCCCACGCUGUAGCGUUUAUCGAGCGACAUUCAGUGGGCACAAUAUUGUAAGGAAAUUAGCGAAUCCUUGAGCAAAAUGAGGCCUUUAACAGACGACGAGACAAAAACGAUGUUUGAGAAACUCUCCAAAUACAUUGGUGAGAACAUCAAACACCUGGUGGAUCGACCCGAUGGGACAUAUUGCUUCAGACUUCACAAUGACCGUGUAUAUUACAUCAGUGAGACAAUUCUGAAGUUGGCUACCAACAUCUCCCGUGAUAAGUUGGUGUCGGUGGGCACCUGCUUUGGGAAGUUCACCAAGACCAUUAAGUUCCGCCUGCACAUCACAGCAUUGGACUUUCUGGCACCAUAUGCCAAGGUAAACAAGAAGCAGGAAGUGGAGGCCCUCUGACCCCUCACAUGUCAC